CGUUGCGUUGUUGCUGGGAUUGCGAGCUCACUAGCUAGCUCUGAACGUUUCGGAGUUUUUUUUGGUUCGAAACUAGAUUUUUAUAUUUAUUCUUUGCUCAACUCAAAAGAAACUUCAUUCACGAUGGGGGGCGGUGACUUGAACUUAAAAAAGAGCUGGCAUCCCCAGACGAUGAAAAACAUUGAACGCGUUUGGAAGGCUGAACAGAAGUAUGAAGCUGAACGUAAGAAAAUUGAAGAGCUACAGAAAGAGUUGAAGAAUGAACGAGCCAGAGAAGAAAUGACCAGAUAUGCGGAGGAAACGGGUGCCAUCAAGAAGAAGGACGAUCGUCUGGACUGGAUGUACCAAGGAAGCGCUUCCCAAGUGUCCAGAGAUGAAUACCUUCUUGGGCGUGCCAUUGACAAGCAGAUCACUGAUCAGUAUGAGGAGCCGGAGAGUGGACCUUCAGCAGAAACUGGUCUCCUUCCAGGUUCCAUUUUCAACCCAACCACAGCUGCUUCGACCCUUGAUAUGGCAGCCAAGAUCAGAGAGGAUCCACUGUUCCAGAUCAGGAAACGAGAAGAGGAAAAGAAGAGAGAAGUGCUCACUAACCCAGUAAAGAUGAAGAAAAUCAAAGAAAUGCUGCGUCUGAAUCUGGAAAAGAAAAAGAAGAGGAAGAAGGACAAAAAGGAAAAGAAAGGAGACAAGGAGAGAAGAAAAGAGAAGAAGCACAAGAAGAGGAGAUCCAGUUCAAGCUCAGAGGAUGAGGAUGAAAAACAACACAAGUCCAGAGACGAUUCCCACUCGUAUAAGCUCCAUCAUCUCCCGGGUUAUGGCCUUCAGCUCCCUGCCAGCAAACGGCACGAGUCCUCGGGCCGACGUGACAGAAGCCGCAGCCGAUCCCCGCAGAGGAAAGAGAACCACAACCACCACCUGUCCUCCUCCCACAGAAGUGACAGGACGGUCCAGCCAGCGUCUCACAGCCCUCGGAAGGAAACCUUCAAGCGAUAUCGGGACCAUGUGUCGAGGAAACUCACAUCCGAGGAGCUGGAACAGCGGCGGAAGGAGAUGAUGGAUCAAGCCAAGCAACGCGACGAAGACAGGGAGAACAAUGUGAAGCGAUACAAGCGGCAGGACGAGCAGGAGAAGCAGCGAGAGCAGAACGUCAAGCGUGAGCGACACGCUGGUUUCAUCCAUGACAUGAAGCUGCAGAGCGCCGCCAGCUCUUCAUUAGAGGACAGAGUCAAGAGGAACAUCCACUCCAUUCAAAGGACGGCAGCCUCCUCAGACAACUUCAUGAAGAGAUGAAGCAGUCAGGACUGAAAAGUUGGAUGCUCAGGAAUAUUCGUUCUCCAGUCAAUGAGCCACGUGGCAUUUUUACUUCAGAUCACACAGUGCGUUUCUUUUGUCUGUUUUUCAUUUGAACUUUGUAAAGUGUAUAUAUUUUAAGAUGCGCCGAUAUUUUAUCAUGAAUGUGUAGUAAUUCACUGCAAAUGCUGUGACGUACAAUGUAGUGGAAUAAAAACAUUUUGCCCCAAUGUGUUUUCUGCAAAAUUGACUCCAAAAU
Molecule: messenger RNA, 1546 nt
Organism: Synchiropus splendidus (mandarinfish)
Lineage: Eukaryota; Metazoa; Chordata; Actinopteri; Syngnathiformes; Callionymidae
Gene: cwc25
Product: CWC25 spliceosome associated protein homolog
Exons: 9
Coding region: 124-1287 (387 amino acids)
Biological process (GO): mRNA splicing, via spliceosome
Cellular component (GO): U2-type spliceosomal complex
Source: RefSeq, a predicted model, not a curated record